This is a messenger RNA of Heteronotia binoei (common prickly gecko), 1313 nucleotides long. Its product is annotated as transmembrane protein 68-like. Bases 238 to 1173 code for a protein of 311 amino acids. Gene Ontology annotation, molecular function: acyltransferase activity. Gene Ontology annotation, cellular component: membrane. The record is from RefSeq and is a predicted model, not a curated record. The transcript is spliced from 7 exons. NCBI's taxonomy places the organism in Eukaryota, Metazoa, Chordata, Lepidosauria, Squamata, Gekkonidae.
UCCAGCAUCCAAACAGCUGCAAAGUGAGCAGUCACUUGAACUGCAUCAUUGCUUGCCUUCUGAAUCAAGCAGCAAGAAGACAUUCAAAGCAAAGGAAAAUCUUUCAAGUGGGACUGCUCCUACAAGUUCAUCUGUUUCAAAAGCUGUGGAAAGGAGGCGUUGGAUUCUGGCUAGUGGUUUAAUUUGUUGUGGCAGGCAACAAUUACAAAUACAUCCAGUAUUUCAGCACUGAUCCUUAUGAUAAACCCCACGGAUCUAACUUACACAUUUGAAGAAUGGACUGGAGCAAAGUAUGUGCAGGAAUAUUUUCUUCUGGGACUCAGCUGGUUGCUGACAGCAUUAUUAGCAGUUCCUUUGUGGAUUUUAUGCUAUAUGUACCUAUCCGCUUUAAUUGUUCAGAUCUUUGACAAGACUUCUCAAUUAACAGAAAAUUCAUCCAACAAAUUACAAAGAAUAUGCAUUUUGGUUUUGGCACAUCUUUGGGACAUCUUUGGGAAAAUAUGGCAUGGUUACGAACUACAUGGUCUAGAAAAUGUACCAGAUGGACCAGCUCUUGUCAUUUAUUACCACGCUGCGCUUCCUGUAGACUAUAUUUUCUUUAUAUCAAGGCUCUUUCUUCAAAAGAAGAUAUUUUGUCGUACAGUGGUUGAUCGUUUUGUUUUUAAACUGCCAGGCUAUAGAAGACUUCUAGAAGCAUUACGUAUGUUUACUGGCAUGAAGAAAGAUUGUCUCACUCUUUUGAAAGAUGGCCAUUUGGUGUCUAUUUCACCAGGGGGAUCACGAGAAGCUCUCUUUAGUGAUGACACCUAUAAAAUCAUGUGGUGCAACCGUACAGGAUUUGCUCAAGUUGCAAUAGAUGCAAAAGUGCCCAUCAUUCCUAUGUUUACACAGAAUGUCCGUGAGGCAUACAAGACGUUAGGAGAUAUACGAGUACUGAAACGUCUGUAUGAAUACAGCCGGUGGCCACUGUCUCCUGUAUAUGGAGGAUUUCCAGUCAAAUUGCGCACAUAUCUAGGAGAACCAAUUCCAUAUGAUUCAAACAUAACUGCUGAAGAGCUGGCUGAAAAGACAAAGAUUGCCAUCCAGGAUUUAAUAUACAAACACCAAAAACUACCAGCAAAUACAGUAAGAGCACUACUGGAACGAUUUGAUGGCAAGAGUAAGGAAGACUAACUAUGCUGAACAUACCAUGUGCACAUAUUUGCUGAAGAUAUGAUCAACACUGUAGUUACUGUAUCUUGUUAUACCCAUUCUCUUUAUUAAACUACUAUAAUGUAAGUUGUCAAGGCCUUUGCCAGAUGUUUCCUAAUAAU